AUGGCUAAACGCACCAAGAAGGUCAGAAUCGUCAGUAAGUAUGGGACCCAAUAUGGCGCCUCCCUCAGGAAAAUGGUGACGAAAAUUGAAGUCAGACAGCACGCCAAGUACACUUGCUCCUUCUGUGGCAAAAUCAAGAUGAAGAGGCGAGCUGUGGGGAUCUGGCACUGUGGUUCCUGCAUGAAAACAGUCGCUGGUGGUGCCUGGACCUACCACCCCACUUCUGCCAUCACAGUAAAGUCAGCCAGCAGAAGACUGAAGGAAUUGAAAGACCAAUAGAAGCUCCACAGUUUGAA
Eptesicus fuscus (big brown bat) is the source of this 296-nucleotide messenger RNA. RefSeq names its product 60S ribosomal protein L37a-like. Gene Ontology annotation, cellular component: ribosome. The record is from RefSeq and is a predicted model, not a curated record. Bases 1 to 279 code for a protein of 92 amino acids. Gene Ontology annotation, molecular function: structural constituent of ribosome. Gene Ontology annotation, biological process: translation. The transcript has a single exon. NCBI's taxonomy places the organism in Eukaryota, Metazoa, Chordata, Mammalia, Chiroptera, Vespertilionidae.